GAUCUGCUGCCUAUUCAAUUUUUUACAUCAACCAGGUGGACAGGUGGUGAAUUAACUCCGAUGGGAAGCUUCUCCUUGCUAGGCUUUCACGGCUACUUGGCAUUUUUACCCGGCAAUCCAAAUCGACUGACCUCAUGAAUCCAGCCUUUGAACGUUGAAAACCACAAGUCUGUACGCUCUCUCGACUCUUUGUCUACACACUCCCUUGACGCAAAGCGAGAUGGCAGACGCUGAAUGGCGAGCCAUGUUGAACGGGGCCCUUGCUUGCACGCCUCGGAGCACCCAGGCAACAGUCGGAAAGUGGCGAAAUUAUGUUGGAAGCAAAUCGCAGGCCGAGGCCCCUCGUCUGAAAGCCAACACUUCCGUGUCUCCUCUUACAACUGAUACAAAGACCUCCUAUACAGCAAACGUGUGCUCUCGCCAUGGCGCUAAGAGUGCGCCAACGGUUAAGCCAAAAAGUGUGACCUCCCGACCAGAAGCAGCAGAAGUUACCGCCAAAAAGCGUACCAUACAGAAGAAGAAAAGUCAUGAGUCUCUAACAGUUCGAACAGCCAAUCCCGCCCAGGCUCAAUCCCCAUUGCUACAGAGUCCGUCUAAUCCGUCUCCAACUAGCACACUCCGUGCCAUGCGCCCGCCUAGUCGUGGUGGACCUCAGACCCCACCACCGCCGUAUCAUCAGGACACGGCACACACAGACAAAAGCUUGCGGCGAGGCUCAACGUCGUCCCGUCGAUCCGUCAUUUCUCCAACAAAAGGGUCGCCUCAUAACAAAAAGACAUCCACCGGCGUCCGCUCCCAUUCACCACCUACUCGUCCUGUGUCUGACUUUGCAAGAACUCUGAACAACACAUUUCAACAAGGCGACCGCAUCCUGGAGGCCAAUGAGUUGGAGAUGCUAAAAUUGGAGCACUCUGAUCUCCGUGGUGCUUACUCUCGUCUGGCAGAAGAGAAUCGAAUGCUUGUACGAUGGGUCCGCCAGCACGGAGAUGGUGGAUAUAGAACCCCCACCGACUCAUCUCUUAAUUUUGUGGGACAACAGCACAUUGACGCUGACGCAAUAUCCGCGGCCCUUGAGGAGGUGGGAGCUCUGCAAGGGCAGCUUUCCGAAUCCCAACAACAAGUCUCCGAGUUAGAACGACUAGUUACAGAUCUUCAAGCGACCGCAUAUCAGAAGGAAUCUAUCUUUUCCGCAGGCCAACAGUCGAUUGAACAGCUUCAAACUGCCAUCCAAGCAUUGGAGCAGACUUUAGAAGCCAACCAAGCAGCUCAUAAUUUAGCCCUUGAGGAAAAUGAGCAUGCUAUUGAGGAGCUGAAAGCUUCAUUGGAAAUCAAGGAUGCGGUUAUAGUCGAUCAAAAGAGAUGCAUACAACAACUGGAGGCGUCUCUCCGUGCAAAUGGCGCUCUUCUGGAGGAACAGAAAGGUAUACUUCGGCAGAUGGAAGAGGACAUGGUACUGGUAGAUCCAGCAAUGAGAGCGAAGGAGUUGGUGAUCGCUGAGCAGGAGAGCAGGAUUCGAGAGUUGGAGUUGAUGAUAGAAGAAUAUCGGCGGGACCGCGAUUCUGGCGUUGAUAUGAAGACAAAUGCAGACCUCAUCAGGGAGCCUGAGGAACUCAGCAACACUCGGGAAGAUGAUGAUAUAGUUGUAUCACUUCACUCGCCAAAACCCCAGGAAGACCUUGGCGAGCUAACACCGAGAGUCGUCCCUGUCGACAUCAAUAAUAUUGCUAGUAGCGAUGAACAGGAAGCUUUAUCAGGAGUCGAAGCAAUAGGGGACACAGAGGUAGAAAGUAGCUGGUGGAAUAACAGGAAUUCAUUAGGAGUACAUUUAUUCAUGUGAUGGGACUUUGAUAUCGCUGCUUUAGCUCAGAUAGUCCAUAGAUCACAGUUAUUCUCGUUAGCAAAACCUCAUGCAUGUUUUCUUGACUUUUAAUGUACUGUAAUUGCGAUUUUUUUUCUUUAUCAAAUUCCUUAAAAGAAUCCCACUGCCCUUGCACUGCAUAGUGUGUGUGGGAAAUAGAAA
Messenger RNA from Spizellomyces punctatus DAOM BR117, 2020 nucleotides. RefSeq lists its product as uncharacterized. The record is from RefSeq and is a predicted model, not a curated record. Bases 221 to 1837 code for a protein of 538 amino acids. NCBI's taxonomy places the organism in Eukaryota, Fungi, Chytridiomycota, Chytridiomycetes, Spizellomycetales, Spizellomycetaceae. The transcript has a single exon.